AUUUAAACCAACAGGUGGCGCAAACCUCAAACAUGAGUAAAGUCGAGUGGAAUCAAUGAGAGAACUUCAGAUGUCCUCUGCUGUACAAAGAAACUGAACAUGGCAGCUAAAAUUCUACGAGAAAUGCAAGCACCAAUAGAUGUGGGGACAGUUGAUGGUCAGCAGCUUAUUACCCAGAUUGUUUCAUGCUACAUCAAUGCCUGUGAAACAACCAAAGUGGCUAGAGGUUGGGAAAAGAUUUUGAUAUCAGCGGGCUCAGCAUGUCAAAACUUCAUAAAGUUGAAGCUUACAGAACAAAUCUUAGACAUCAUUAAGACACCAGAACCACAUAACCUCAAAAAAGUUUCUGCCAUCCUUGAGCACAGUUCAAUCAUAAAGGAACUGGCAUCAGGGAUUCUAGCUGAUGUGUUUGCAUUGCUGGGCAAGCUUUUUACAGAUCUGAUAUUUACCCACCAUGGUAGUUUCAGUAAAUCAGAGGAAGAAAAGCUUUGUUGUACUGUUAAGCUUACACUGCAGGUUCUCCAGCUUUUUCCACAAGUAAAACAGUGCAUAAUUGAUAUGGUUUUAAAAGGAAAGUGUGAUAUUUUUCCUGAGCAGCAAUGUUUUCUUGCAACAACGAUACAGGGUGUUUUUACUACACUAAUUGAAAAGACCUGCUCUCGUGAUAUAACUCUGCUGGCUGGAACAGCAGCUGCAAUGAUAAUCACAUUAUUUCCAUCACCUGACCAAAUUGUCGGCCAUUUUUUCAGUGUGUAUGAUAUAAUAUCACAAGGUUUGCCUGUGAUAAAGAUUGAGUGGCUCAGAUUUGAAGAUUUUCUUAGCAAAUGUACUCCACAGAGAGAUUCAGGCAUCACGACUGGGAGCUGUUUGCCCAAGAUCGCCCUUCUGAAAAGCAUUAUUAUGAUGUCAAGCAAUGAUAUCAUGUGCUGCAUGGCAGGACCAGCAUUGGUGGAACCAAACAAGGACCACUCCGAAAUGCUACUGCCAUUCUUACUAAGACUCUUUCCAGCCAUUUGUGAACUUUGUGAUGCUGAUGCAAACUUUAAAUAUUUAUCAUUUCAUCUUUUAGCACUGUGGUAUAAAAAGCUCUCUGUCUGCCUGCCCACACUUAUGGAACUAAAUAGUAACCUCCGGAUCACUGACAAAAAGUCAUCAUUUCUGCAGGAAACAGUUAAAAGAAUCUGGACCAAUUGGGACAGUCCUAUAGAAGGAGUAGCAGAAUUUGUUACAGAGAUUUUCAAAAUAAUGCUGGAAGUCUGGUAUCAAGAGGUAGCAAAAGUACAAAGUGAUAACACAGGCUAUGCUAAUGAGUUGAUCACAAAGGUUAUGUCUAUGCCUUGGCACAGUCGUUCUCGCUACAAACCUUUGAGUUUGCUAAUACCCUUUGUGGAUGUGACUCUAUGCCAGAAUGAGAGUUUGAAGUUAGAGCUUCUGCAUUGUAUGGGCACAAGUUACCUGGCAGCACUGGCCACUGAUGUCUACUCAGCUUUUAUUACAUCCAUCAGAAAUAAGUGGCCUCCCGAGAAGCAGGUGCAAAUAUGGCAAGAGAUCUGGAUGACCACAGUUGUAUCUGGGCUGACCAACGAUAACUGUGUCCUGAGAUCCAGAGUGUGUGUCUACUGGCUGCCUGUGAGCCUGAAGAUUCUUCCUGAUUCUGGAACUGUACUAUACCACCAUCUCCUCCAGAAACUGCAAACUAUGGAAGAUAAUUCUGUUCACUUGAGGACAUUGUUUGCUUGGGUGACAGUGAGCAGACACAUUCGCUCUCUAAAGGAGAUGAAUCUGGAACUCCUGCCUGACAACCUACUGACCGAGGCAUUAUUUAGCAGCAAUGAGGAUAUCAGUUCCGAAGCUAUAGCAUUGUUGUGUACAACACAGAAGAAAGCAGAGCCAGUUACAGAAAGGGAGAUUAAGCAUCUGUGUGCUGCUUUGCCCUAUUGCCUAAAAGUAGAUUCAGCAGCAUUCCGGCAGCAGCUUACAACCAGUCUGCGGAAACUAUUUGUGCGCAUUCGUGACAGCUGUUUGAUGGCCGUGAGGAAGAAGACAAAAACAGAUGCUUUAACUGUUUCCCUGGAGUUUGUUGACUGGUUCUACCAGUCUCUAAUGCUCAGCUUGUUUCCUGGUGCCUGCUUCCAAAGACGCCGAACAUGUUUAGACAUUAUUCAGUCUUGGCUUGAAAUCUUCAUUUUUGUGGAAUCUGAUGCUGCAAAGAAAGGAAAAGCUAAAGGUCCAACAGAUGAUCUUAUAGCUUAUGCCCAAUCUAAUGGGUUGUGGGAUUUCUUCUCAUUCAAAAACUUCACAAGUUUGCUGUGCUGCAUUACUGAUGGGCUGAUGAGAUCCAGGAGACUGCCCUGCACAUAUUAUUAAUACUAUCCCUGGGCACAAGAAAGUGGGUCAGAGUUCCUUACUGAUAAAGAUCAUCUUGCCACUCAUUUGCUGACUAGUGGUAUUGAUAGGUGUAGAAGCCCUAGGGCUUAUGAAACCAGAAGUGGUGCUCUCCUUGUCAGGCUGGUUUAUGAAAAAUUUGUGAGAGAUCAGGGAUUCUGCUUUCACUUGUCCCAGCAAGAACAGCUGGAAAAGGUAUCACACAAUAAAGUCAUUUCUGAAGAAGCCAGCAUUACAUUUUUUUAUGACGUUUUAUUAGGACUUAUAGAGUCAUCAUUACAAGAGGCUACAAGAGAUGUUCUUCUAGCAUCCAGAUGCCAGCCUUUUCAUGGCCUUAUUCAGGCGUUGUGCCUGUGUAUACACACCGAAUCUUGUAAACCUGUUGGAAUGCCAGCUGCUAAAUGGAAAAAGGUGCUGCUCAGAACGGUUUCACUCAGCACAGAUACCAUCUCUCUCAUGUUACGCAUUCUGGCAGGAGAUCAGGGGUCUUCAGGUAGCUGUCCAUCAUUUGCAGAAAUGGGCAUUGCCUUGGAACUUUUAUUGUCUGACAGCCAGUCAGAGCAAGAAGCAACAUCAUCUCUUUCACCAGACUUUCAGCUCUUGCUGGCCUGGUGUUGGCUGAAUCUUAAGGAAAGUUGCACCUGCCUAGGAGAAGUUGUGGCCUCUUCUGUUACACAAAGAAAACCAGAAAACUAUAUGUCCUUGGGUGAAAUAGAAGCUGUUGGUCAAACCUUUCUGAAAGUACUUACUCAGUGCAGACACAGAGGUGCCAUAGAAGGAUGCAGAAAUGGCUUUAUGCAGUUCUGUGUAGUCCUCAUGUCCUCCCAAAAUGUGGAUCUUUGUAGAGUACCUGCUGUUAUUCUUAAUCAGUUGCUGUACAGCUUGGAAGGGGAUGAGAUGACCUCAUCAGUAACUCGCCGGUCUGCUGGCCUUCCAAUUGUUGUGCAGACAGUAUUACAGGCAGAAAAGAGAUGCAAAAGUGACAAGAUGCUGCAGGAGACUGUUUCCCGUCUGUAUUUAAUCGCAUCUGUUCAUGCUUUCAACAUCCUCAAAGCAAUUUUUAGUGAUGCAAGCCUUGCUGGAGACUUGUUCAGUCAUCUGGGCAGGAUGGUGCAACUAGUUAUUACCUGCUUUGAGUCAUCUUCUUGGGCCAUCAGGAAUGCAGCUGCUCAGGUGGCCAGCAUACUGGUGACCCGAAUGUUUGGCCAAAAAAGCAAGGCAUCCAUCAGCAGUAACAUGAUGACCCUGCAAGAGUUCUCCGCUCACUUUCCUGAGUUGUUGAACUUUGUCAGUCAGAAGUUAGACUUGUGGCUGGUUCAUAGGGACAGAAUCACAGAAAUUCAGCCAUCUCUGUUUCUAGUGCUUACUCUUCUUGCCAAUCUGGGACCAUCAGCAGAUGUAUGCCCUGAUGACAGUGUCAUGACCAAAAUUCAGGAGAAGGUUGCACUUGUCAUGUCAAGUCCUGUUUACUUCCUGAGAGAGCUGUCAGCAGCAUCAGUGGUUGCACUGACCGCACUUAGUGACACAGAUAUAUAUGUGCAAAAACAGCUUGCGAAAAUUCAAGAACAUGCAGACCAGAAACAGCGCUACAACAUAAUUCAUGGCAUAGCCUUGUGUCUUGAAAAGAUACUUGCAUCAAGAGGUGUGAGCUCUAAAGCUGCAGAAAGAAUCGUUCAGUUCAGUUUAGAAAACCAGUGGUUGCUGCAGUCUGCAUGCCCCAUGGUCAGCGCUAAGUGCAUAGAUGUCCUGUGUCUGGCAGUAAAGUGUUUGCCUGAAGACAGCAUGCUGAGAGAACAAACUGUGAAAAGUUUACUGAGUAUUCUUUUUGCUCCAGUAAGGCAUGAUUUGCAGAUAAGUCAGUCUGUCCUUAUUGGCAGUACUGUGACCUGCCUGCAUGACCUUUGCUGUCAAGGUCAUGUGACACUGUCAGCACAAGACUUCUACCUUUAUUGCUUGCAGUCAGAAAACAAAGAUGUCUGCAGAGCUGUUCUUCAGUGCAUCUCUACUCAUCAGCAACAUAAUGAUACAGUUAACACUUCUUUUGAGGUUUUGUUCCUUAACCCUAACUUAUUUAAGGCUGCUCUGUGGAAGUACCUUCAGACUGAAAGAGAUGAGCUAUGUCUCAUGGAGGCAGCAAAUCUUCUUGUAACUUAUCAUCUUCGUAACCAUGGAGACAAAUCAUCCAUACCUGCUGACCUUAAUCUUUACAGUGUAAAGUCAAAGUUUCAGAAAAUGAAUAGAAUUCAGGCCGCUCUGUUUCCUGUGGAGGCGAUUGUUCUGGCUGAGAAAAUGUCUAUUGCUGCAUCUGCAGACAGUGUUGACAGGAUGUCACACAUAUGUGAUUGGAGUCACAGACUCAACCUCUACAGUCAACCAUUUCAAAAUGAGGACUACAGAAUGGCUGCUGCACAGGGACUCUGCCUUGCAGGCUUGUCCAUUCUGAAGUGCCACACCCUUAAUCAAACAAUUUCCCUUGACUCAGCAGUAGUGGGUGUGUUGGAUGCUUGUUUGAUCCUUUUAGAGGAGACAAACACUGACAUUCGCAAAUUUGCCACACACUUUGUUGGUAGCCUUCAGUGGGAUAAGAAGGUCCCCAGGAUUACUGACAUCAGUUCCAAUAUGUGUUUAAAGGUGCUCAUGGACUUAUAUCAGAGAUGAAAAGGGUGACUCCAAAGCAGUGCAUGAAUUCUUGCUGAAUAAGCUUUACUCUCCAAAUGCACUAACAUCUUACAUCAAGAAACAUCAGCAGCAAAGAAUACACUAUCUGUUUGAACCUGAAGAGAAUACCUUUUUUUCUGAAAAAAUUAUGCUUCAGUUACAAAUUUUUAAAAUACUGAUGGAACUGUGCAAUACAAGUUCAGAUUUGUGCAUUCAUUAUCCCCCAUCUACUCUAGAGAUUCUAGUGGAAGAGCUUGAGCUGUGUGUGGAUAGUCUUGCAGAAAUGGUGUCGGGAAGGCCAAUUUACAAUUUCUCUGGGGAGACAGGAAUGGUAGCGUGCCUGUUAGGCUUGGUUAUGCAGGCACAGGUACUUAGCCAGUGCAUAGACUACCAAUGGUCAACUCAGUCUCCUGACAGCUUGCAACUCGGCACCAGAUUUUCAACACUCAUGGAUACACUGUUAAAAAUUCCAUUUUGCCACCCAGCACUCAGAAGUUUUCUGCAGAAAGUUGUGCAUGCCAAAGACAUUAAAUAUUCAAAAUUACAA
Pomacea canaliculata is the source of this 5590-nucleotide messenger RNA. RefSeq names its product thyroid adenoma-associated protein homolog. Gene Ontology annotation, cellular component: cytosol. The record is from RefSeq and is a predicted model, not a curated record. Gene Ontology annotation, biological process: tRNA methylation. NCBI's taxonomy places the organism in Eukaryota, Metazoa, Mollusca, Gastropoda, Architaenioglossa, Ampullariidae.